AGAUCCUGCGGCGUGCGCUCGGUGGUGGCGGCGGCGGCGGUGGCUCGGGGAGUCGGAGGCGACCGGGCUCAGCGUGCGGCCACCAUGACAGGAAGCAACAUGUCCAAUGCCUUGGCUAACGCGGUAUGCCAGCGCUGCCAGGCGCGCUUCACCCCUGCUGAGCGGAUCGUCAAUAGCAACGGAGAGCUGUACCAUGAGCACUGCUUCGUGUGUGCCCAGUGCUUCCGGCCCUUCCCUGAGGGCCUCUUCUACGAGUUUGAAGGCCGGAAGUACUGCGAACAUGACUUCCAAAUGCUGUUUGCUCCGUGCUGUGGAUCAUGUGGUGAGUUCAUCAUCGGCCGAGUCAUCAAGGCCAUGAACAACAACUGGCACCCGGGGUGCUUCCGCUGUGAGCUGUGUGACGUGGAGCUGGCUGACCUAGGCUUCGUGAAGAACGCAGGCAGGCACCUGUGCCGACCUUGCCACAACCGUGAGAAGGCUAAGGGCCUGGGCAAGUACAUCUGUCAGCGGUGCCACCUGGUCAUCGAGGAGCAGCCCCUCAUGUUCAGGAGUGACGCAUACCAUCCAGACCACUUCAGCUGCACCCACUGCAGGAAGGAGCUGACUGCCGAGGCCCGUGAGCUGAAGGGGGAGCUCUACUGCCUGCCAUGCCAUGACAAGAUGGGUGUUCCCAUCUGUGGGGCCUGUCGCCGGCCCAUCGAGGGCCGCGUGGUCAAUGCACUAGGCAAACAGUGGCACGUGGAGCACUUCGUCUGUGCCAAGUGUGAGAAGCCGUUCCUGGGGCACCGGCACUAUGAGAAGAAGGGCCUGGCCUACUGUGAGACCCACUACAACCAGCUCUUUGGGGAUGUCUGCUACAGCUGCAGCCACGUCAUCGAGGGUGACGUGGUGUCAGCUCUCAACAAGGCCUGGUGUGUGAACUGCUUCUCCUGCUCUACCUGCAACAGCAAGCUCACCCUGAAGAACAAGUUUGUGGAGUUUGACAUGAAGCCUGUGUGUAAGAGAUGCUAUGAGAAGUUCCCUCUGGAGCUGAAGAAGCGGCUGAAGAAGCUGUCCGAGCUGGCUGCCCGCAAGGCUAACCCCAAGUCUGUGGGCCUUGACUCCACCUGAGAGGCCCCCUCUUCUCCUUCCUGCUGGUCUUUCUGCCCCUGCUGCCCUCUUCUGUUUGCCACCUCCACCCCCUAGUGUCAUCACCCUUCAUCUGUCCCCACCUCCUUACUUCCCGGUCCUUUUUCUCCCUUUCUCUGGUCAGCAUUCCCUCCUCUCAACUUCUCCCCCUUUCCCUGGGCUCCUCUCCUUCUUUCUCUGCAGGCACAGGGCAGAGGCAGGGCCCUGGAAGUUGUGAGCCUGUGCCAGGCCUGUGCCCAUAAGAUUUAGCCCAGGGUCCUCCAGGGACAAGAGCGAAUCCGGGCCUGGGUUCACUAGGCCCCAGAUGUGGGCCACUGCUCCCAGCUCUACCUUUCUGACCUAUCCCAUCCUCACAAGAGGCCUAGCGGCUCACAUUCUUCUGUGUGGGCUUGGCCAUCCUCUGCCUGAGUGGCCCCACUGUGCAUACGUGUGGCCUUCCAUGGCCAGGCAGGCACCCCAGCCCCAGAACCAAGGCCACGCAGAAAGGAGCCUCUGGGGAGCGACUCUUCUAUCCCUCAGCCAUGCACUCACUCAACCAAGUAGGAUUCCUGUGCCCAAACUAGGCUAGCAAGUCCUGUCACCUCACUCCACAAAUCAGCAGGAGAGACAAGGACUCUACUUCCCCUGUCUCUCCAUCCUGAGCCUCGGCCACCAUGGUCCCCCAGAACUCCUCUGUGGUCACCACAGCUCCUCCAGCUCCACCCCCAGCCCCCAGGGUACAUGCUGAGCCAGGAGGUGGUGGGAUCAGGUGGGUGGCUCUGGCUCCUUCCUGCCUUCCAGGGAAGACACUUCCUCUGUGGCCAGCACAGGACCUGGUGUUAGGACUCACACUGCACAAUAAACAAAGGCUUAUUGACACGA
This is a messenger RNA of Pteropus alecto (black flying fox), 1989 nucleotides long. RefSeq names its product LIM zinc finger domain containing 2 (gene LIMS2). Gene Ontology annotation, biological process: positive regulation of integrin-mediated signaling pathway; positive regulation of substrate adhesion-dependent cell spreading; cell-cell adhesion. The transcript is spliced from 10 exons. The coding region runs from base 85 to 1110 and encodes 341 amino acids. Lineage: Eukaryota; Metazoa; Chordata; Mammalia; Chiroptera; Pteropodidae. Gene Ontology annotation, cellular component: cell-cell junction; focal adhesion; cytoplasm. The record is from RefSeq and is a predicted model, not a curated record.